Arctia plantaginis is the source of this 297-nucleotide messenger RNA. The record is from the annotation of a GenBank genome assembly. Lineage: Eukaryota; Metazoa; Arthropoda; Insecta; Lepidoptera; Erebidae.
AUGGGCAGCAGGGCAGGGCAGAGGCAGGAGAGAGCUAGCCAGGGGCAGGGCAGGGAGGGCAGCAGGCAGGGAGGGACAGGCAGCAGCAGCAGCAAGCAGCGGCAGAGGGGAGUCAGGCAGAAGCACAGGGGGCUAACUCGGGCGGGCAGGCAUGCAGAGCAGGGGCAGCAGGAGGCAAGGUGGGCAGGCAGGGGGGCAGCAGGGCAGGGGCAUGGGCAGACAGGGGCAGCAGCAGCAGCAGCAUGGGGUAAUCAGCAAGCCAGCAGGGGGGCCGGCAGGAGCAGGGGCAGCAGCUAG